This is a messenger RNA of Zophobas morio, 3432 nucleotides long. RefSeq names its product cohesin subunit SA-1-like. Gene Ontology annotation, cellular component: cohesin complex; chromatin; nucleus. Gene Ontology annotation, molecular function: chromatin binding. The transcript has 32 exons. The record is from RefSeq and is a predicted model, not a curated record. Gene Ontology annotation, biological process: sister chromatid cohesion. Lineage: Eukaryota; Metazoa; Arthropoda; Insecta; Coleoptera; Tenebrionidae. The coding region runs from base 47 to 3361 and encodes 1104 amino acids.
AAAUAUACAUCACCUUUUUUUUUUUACCACUUUGCUGAAGAGUCUUAUGACAACUCCAAGUACAGUUCGGCGUUCUUCUCGUAAUAUUAACAAAUCCAAAGAAGAACAAGAAAAAAAACAUGUUAGUCAGCAGCCAAAAAGGAAGAAUAUCCAACAAGGAAAUGCUGCUGCUUCGCCCAUCCCGAAGAGAGCUAAGCAAGCUUCACAACCUGCAACUUCUACCCAAAAAAAAACAAGUCGUCAUUUAAAAAACUUGAAAGCAGUUCCUCUUGAUUUUCUAGCAACAGAUUCUGAUCGAGAAACUAUGUCUACUUUACUCUUUAACUGUGUCCUUCAAGCCGGCGCAUCUGGAAGUCCGGAGAAAGGAACUCCCAAGUCUUCUAUAAAGUCUACCGCUCACACCAAAUUAAUUUCCGACUGGUUCAAAGAAUACGAGGAUCACGAUGUGGUCGGAAUGCGAAUCUUAAUCCAUUUUAUUCUUCUUUCCAGCGGCUGUCCCUAUCAGAUCUCUCUUCAGCGGUUUGUGGACAGCGAGGCUCAGACUGUACUCGCAAAUCUGCUCCAAGUUUUAAUAGAGGAUCGCGCCGUUGAGGGAUCGUACCCUCUCCAGCGCUCCCACUCCAGCAAGAAAGAGGACAAGCCCUACAGGCGCUUCUCUGAGAGGCUCUCUGAUUUUCUCGGGAAAAUCGUCUGUAAGGCCCACACAAAGGAACUGCUAUUUGACGACCACUUCCUGUGCGCCCUCGUGGGAUGGGUUACUGCCAUGAGCCGCUCGCCUGCACGAGGAUUUCGCCACACUGCUGUCUUCCUCGCCUGCAAGCUGCUCACUGUGCUUAUCCAGAUCCACGAGGAUGUCACCGCAAAACUUGACAUGAACGCUUUGCAAAUCAAAACGCAUAAUGAUAAAAGGGGUCCCGCUAAGCAAUUGCAGCAGCUUCAGAAAACCAGCAAAAGACAUGCACAGGAACUAUCUGAGCUGGAGACCACUGUUGACGAUCUCUUCAAGAAAGUCUAUGCCAAUCGCUUUAGAGACGUGUGCCCCGACAUACGAGAGAUAUGUGCUGUAGAGCUGGGAGUCUGGGAGCGGAAAAUGGCCGGUCGGUUCCUGUCCGACAGCUACACUAUGUACCACGGUUGGGCCCUCCAUGACAAAGAGCCGCGUGUUCGAUGGAGAACCGUCCAAGCGUUGGCGAGGGUCUACCAGGACGCGAAGCUGUACAGCUCAUUGAAGAACUUCACGCUGAGAUAUAAGGAACGGCUGCUUGAGAUGCUGCGGGACGUUUCCCCGGACGUGCGCAGGGAAGUUGCAAGCAUACUGAAGCCUCUGCGGUGUCACGAAGCACUGAGCGAGGAAGACCUCGAUCUCGUGUACGCCGGUUUUCUGCAAACGAAGUGCAGUCCAGACAGCGCCCUGUCCGCCUUUGUGUGCUCAGAAUAUAUCGAGACGGCGGUCCUCCGCAACAAUGAAGAAACGAGCGAAGCUCGUGACACUCUGUAUGUACGGGCUCUUGUCCGGUUUUAUCUGGCCUACGGGAAUGGCACCGCGGAGCACAUGGUCCACAAUUUCUGGGGAAAAGUAGCGCAGCUCCAGGAUUGGAGGCUGCUAGCAGAGCUGCUCCAUACCGGUGGCGGUUUGGACGAUGCUGAGGCGGCCGCCCUCGUCCACAUAUUGGCAUGCGCCAUCCGCCAAGGGUGCAGCAGGAUGCCACGUGCCGACGCUGCCUCCGUUGACAUCGCGAAGCGGAAGUGUAGUGAGCAUGUUCUUCCGAAGCUGCCCGACCUGCUAAACCGGUUUUCCACGGUGCCCUCAGCUGUCUCUGCGCUCGCGGAUGUCGUGCAGUGUCUGGACCUGCUGCAUCCCCAUGAAACUCUGCCUUUUGAAAAAUUAUUGGCCGCCUUGGAAAAAGUCUGCCACCAACUGAUUGAGGCCAAGGUUCUGCUAAAGUGCUUGAGUGCUCUGCUGUACUGCGCUGGGACGCACGAGCCUACCUCCUCGGCGGCUCAAGCCCCAACUGGCGCUGCCACGCAGAGGCUGAGCGGCAUGGUGCAAGCACACGUUCGCAACCUAGUCACCACCACCGAAGUGAGGCUCGCCGCUCUUUCUGCUGAGCUUACACGAAGCACUGAAGAGACUGGCGCGUUGCAGAAAGACCUUUCCAUCUUGCUGCUGCGGCUCAACGAAGUGGCCAUGUGCUUCAAUAUCGGUCAUCUCGUGACCUCCAAGUCCAGCACGAUGCACUUGCUCAGCUCUAUUUUAAGCAGCCCCGCGCGCUUCGACGAGGAGGUGGUUGGUCAUGCCCUGCGCAUCAGUCUGCUGAGCAUCUCAUGGGCCUGCACCCGCAUAGACAUCGCUAGCGUCACCGAAGACCAGCUCAACCCGCUCAGUGAGACGGCACAUGCUCUUUCGAAAGCCUGCGUCAAGCUGUUCGAGGCUGCCUCUCCUUUUCUACAGCUUAAAGCGUUCUUUGUAUGGAGUGAUCUAUUAGUGCUCUGCUCGAAGCAACUUUCCUUCACGAGCUUGGAGUCGUUGUCCGUGAAGGCCACCGACGAGGAACUGAACUUGUACUGCAAUGUGCUCGACAACAUACUCGACGAUACGCGAAGCGACAAUCCGGUCACCCACCACAUGCUCAGAGCGCUGCCAGAGACACAUGACAAUCUUUUUUCGCUGACCAAUAAGGACUCAUUUGACCCCUAUCAAUUGGACGACUCCCAUUUGCGCGUUUACAUCGGGACUUCCUGCCUCAUCUCAUUUUUCAAGUUGGUCCUUUCGAACGUCGUCGACGUCCGCUACUGUCACGGUUACUUGCACCUGCUGGCCAAUGAGCACUACGGAAAAGUCGUGCGCCACUUCAUGAAGAUGAUCCGCAUGCAUGCACCUCCCGACGUGCUAGCCCACCUCAUCGUCGAGAAUCUCUGCACCCUGUUUGAGGGCUACCUGGAAAGCGGCGACGCUCACGAGUUUGAGGAGGUCAAAGAAACGGGGUUGAUGUUUGUGCGGUCAUUUGGGGUCGAUACGUACGAGGAGACGUUCAGGAGGCGUUUGCUUAAAAUUCACGAGCUAGGAAUUAAGAGAGCAUUCGCGUCGGAGCUCAAGUUCCUUCGCAUCCUUCAGUUUAUGUCUUCGCGGUUGAUCCCGCAGGACGCUUCCUUGGUUUACAAGUUUGUGGAGGAUCUAGCGAAAGAAGCGGUGUUAGACGAGAAAAGCUCUCGUUUAGUGGAGGAGUUUAUGAACAACCUUCUUCGCAUUUCUGCAAAAAGCACUGACGGAGCUGAGGUCGAUGGCGUAAAGUCUGCAAAGUCUCGUUUCAACGCUAUUGAAAAAGGCCAAUUAGCAAACCCCAUCUCCGAAGCGUACUAGCGUUUAAUCCUAAGUAACUUUUUUAAAGGAUUGGCUUCAAAAUGAUAAAGUACUAAAGACUCUAAUUUUAA